Messenger RNA from Megalobrama amblycephala (Wuchang bream), 4652 nucleotides. RefSeq lists its product as uncharacterized. The record is from RefSeq and is a predicted model, not a curated record. NCBI's taxonomy places the organism in Eukaryota, Metazoa, Chordata, Actinopteri, Cypriniformes, Xenocyprididae. The coding region runs from base 1 to 4077 and encodes 1358 amino acids. Gene Ontology annotation, molecular function: protein tyrosine/serine/threonine phosphatase activity; MAP kinase phosphatase activity. Gene Ontology annotation, cellular component: cytoplasm. Gene Ontology annotation, biological process: negative regulation of MAPK cascade; protein dephosphorylation. The transcript has 13 exons.
AUGGCUACUAACUUCAGAGAAGUGCGUAUGGAGGUAUAUCUCAACGGCGAAUUCUACUGCGGUGACAGUUGCUGGGUACCAGAUGAGGAAGGUGUGGAGUUGGAGUUUCAGAUCACCGAUGCCAUCUAUGACCUUAUCGGUACCGAUCAGUCGGCACAGAUCCAUCUGGAGCUGCAGGCUGAGACUGAUGAUGACAUCUCAGUCAGUUACUGCGCUUUAGAGGGGAAUGUUGUGAAGGUUGUUUCUGAUACGACCAACACAACAUCCGUCUGUGAAUGUGGGAAGAAAGAGAAGCAGCUGGGGACUGACAUCAAAAAUAUCAUCUCAGAGUUGGUGUGUGAAGGUCUGACUGACCCAGCAAGGCCUUCAACCGAAGGCAUGGAUGCUUCUCUUGAAGCCCCUGAGAACUGCCCAACAGAAAGUACCAAUGGGUGGAUGAACACAAUUGGUACAUUCUUUAAAAGGCUUUUCUGGAGCGAGCCGGAGACUGAACUAGAGGAGUCAAGUGUCCCAGGUCCAAGCAGCUCCGAGCCAUUAGGUCAGGAGGUUGAUGACAAUGAUGCCAUUCUGGUGUCUGAAGAUCUGCAGAUGGACGCUUCUCUUGAAACCCCUGAAGAGAACAACCCAAAAAUGAAGAAGAACAACAAAAUUUGUGCAUUCUUCAAAAAGCUUUUUGGGAAAGAUCCAACUGUUCCAGAGCCAGAAGGUCAGGAGGUUGACAUCGAUGAUGCCAUCUCUGAUUUGAAGAGCCCUACACUGGUGUCUGAAGAUCUGGCCGAGUCAGCAGGGCCUUCAACAGAAGUGUCAGGGAGCAACAGUGGCAUGGACGCUUCUCCUGAAACCCAUGAGAACAGCCCAGAAGAAAGUACCAAUGGGUGGAUGAUGAACAAAACUGGUGCAUUCUUUAAAAUGUUUUUUUGGAGGGAUCCGGCUGUUCCAGAGCCAGUGUGCGUUCCAGAUGCAAGCACUCCUGAGCAAACAUCUGAAACAGAUCUGGUUCCAAGCGUUCCUGAGAUGGAACCUGAAAUUGAUCAGGCUGAUCCAGAGGAAUCAUGUGUUCUGGUUUCAAGCGUUCCUGAGAUGGAACCUGAAUGUGAUCAGGCUGAUCCAGAGGAAUCAUGUGUUCCGGUUCCAAGCUUUUCUGAGAUGGAACCUGAUUUGGAUCUGGCUGGUCCAGAACAAUUGUGUGUCCCUGUUCCAAGCCUUCCUGAUCUGGAUCUGGUUGAUUCAGAUGAAUCGUGUGUCCCAGGUCCAAGCAGUGCUGUGCCAAAACCUAAUGCACGCACUUCCAAGCGGGAUCCAUUUCCAGAAGAAGAUUGUUUUCAAUUGUACAGGUGUGUGAAGGCGUGUACAAUGCGUUACAAACCCGUCACUCAGGUCUGGAACAACAUCUUCAUCGGAAAUGAAGAGACAGCAAGGGACCGAAUGAGGAUGAAAGAGCUGGGCAUUACUCACAUCCUGAAUGCUGCAGCUAUGAAAAAGAAACUCAGGAUCUUGUUGGGAAUUCGAUGGGAGAAAGACAUCAAAGACACAGUUGACACAGGAGCGAGUUAUUACAGAGGAACGAAGAUCCGAUAUUGUGGCUUGCCUACAACAAAGACUUCCGAUAUCAGCAAAUACUUCAUGCCAGCUGCCAAAUUUAUCCACAAGGCCAGGAAAAACUCCGAAAAUAAGGUGUUCAUUCACUGCACAGAUGGUGUCAACUACGCUCCUACACUUUUUCUGGCAUACCUCAUGAUCCACCAAUCCAUGACUGUGGAGGAUGCCAUUGAUUAUCUGGUAAAGGUGAAAUACAUCAAGCCUGACAUAGACUCCCUGAGGAAGCUGGCAAUCCUCAAUAAGAAACUCGUGUGCAAGUUCCUGUACCUGCUGGGUGAAGUCCUCCGCGAUGCCUGGCGGCGGUGGCGGCGCUGGAGAGCCCUCAGUGGACGGCUCGAUACUCUUCCACCGCCUGGUGGCCGCAAGGAGACGGCUCUUCUGUGUUCGGGCAGCCGGCAGGAGUCCCCCAUUCCAUGUGACAGGCUCCGGCCUCAGCGAACGGUGGUGGCUCCUCCGCUCCCUCGCGGACAGCAGCUAGCCGCUCCUCCACUCCCCAGGCGGUUGGCAGCGAAUUCAGCCGUCCCCCUGGCAACUCACUCCAGCCCGCUGCCUCGAGCCUCCAUGGCGAUAGACUCGCUCAGCCACGCUCGAUGGCACCCACCUGUAGAUAAACCUACUCGUGGUGCCAUGCACUCGUACGCCAAGAAAUCUCUGGAUGCUGCGUUCAAAUUUAUCAGCAUUAGAUACACACAUACAAUGGCUACUAACUUCAGAGAAGUGCGUAUGGAGGUAUAUCUCAACAGCGAAUUCUACUGCGGUGACAGUUGCUGGGUACCAGAUGAGGAAGGUGUGAAGUUGGAGUUUCAGAUCACCGGUGCCAUCUAUGACCUUAUCGGUACCGAUCAGUCGGCACAGAUCCAUCUGGAGCUGCAGGCUAAGACUGAUGAUGACAUCUCAGUCAGUUACUGCGCUUUAGAGGGGAAUGUUGUGAAGGCUGUUUCUGAUACGACCAACACAACAUCCGUCCGUGAAUGUAUGAAGAAAGAGAAGCAGCUGGGGACUGACAUCAAAAAUAUCGUCUCAGAGUUGGUGUGUGAAGGUCUGACUGACCCAGCAGGGCCUUCAACCAAAGGCAUGGAUGCUUCUCUUGAAGCCACUGAGAACUGCCCAACAGAAAGUACCAAUGGGUGGAUGAACACAAUUGGUACAUUCUUUAAAAGGCUUUUCUGGAGCGAGCCGGAGACUGAACUAGAGGAGUCAAGUGUCCCAGGUCCAAGCAGCUCCGAGCCAUUAGGUCAGGAGGUUGAUAACGAUGAUGCCAUUCUGGUAUCUGAAGAUCUGCAGAUGGACGCUUCUCCUGAAACCCCUGAAGAGAACAACCCAAAAAAAAUUACCAAUGGGUGGAUGAUGAACAUAAUUUGGAGGGAUCCGGCUGUUCCAGAGUCAGUGUGCAUUCCAGAUGCAAGCACUCCUGAGCAAACAUCUGAAACGGAUCUGGUUUCAAGCGUUCCUGAGAUGGAACCUGAAUUUGAUCAGGCUGAUCCAGAGGAAUCAUGUGUUCCGGUUCCAAGCGUUCCUGAGAUGGAACCUGAAUUUGAUCAGGCUGAUCCAGAGGAAUCAUGUGUUCUGGUUUCAAGCGUUCCUGAGAUGGAACCUGAAUUUGAUCAGGCUGAUCCAGAGGAAUCAUGUGCUCCGGUUCCAAGUGCUCCUGAGAUGGAACCUGAAUUUGAUCAGGCUGAUCCAGAGGAAUCAUGUGUUCUGGUUUCAAGCGUUCCUGAGAUGGAACCUGAAUUUGAUCAGGCUGAUCCAAAGGAAUCAUGUGUUCCGGUUCCAAGCUUUCCUGAGAUGGAACCUGAUUUGGAUCUGGCUGGUCCAGAACAAUUGUGUGUCCCAGGUCCAAGCAGUGCUGUGCCAAAACCUAAUGCACGCACUUCCAAGCAGGAUCCAUUUCCAGAAGAAGAAUGUUUCCAAUUGUACAGGCGUGUGAAGGCGUGUACAAAGCGUUACAAACCCGUCACUCAGGUCUGGAAAAACAUCUUCAUCGGAAAUGAAGAGACAGCAAGGGACCGAAUGAGGAUGAAAGAGCUGGGCAUUACUCACAUCCUGAAUGCUGCAGCUAUGAAAAAGAAACUCAGGAUCUUGUUGGGAAUUCGAUGGGAGAAAGACAUCAAAGACACAGUUGACACAGGAGCGAGUUAUUACAGAGGAACGAAGAUCCGAUAUUGUGGCUUGCCUACAACAAAGACUUCCGAUAUCAGCAAAUACUUCAUUCCAGCUGCCAAAUUUAUCCACGAGGCCAGGAAAAACUCAAAAAAUAAGGUGUUCAUUCACUGCACAGAUGGUGUCAACUACGCUCCUACACUUUUUCUGGCAUACCUCAUGAUCCACCUAUACAUGACUGUGGAGGAAGCCGUUAAUUAUCUGGUAAAGGUGAAAUACAUCAAGCCUGACAUAGACUCCCUGAGGAAGCUGGCAAUCCUCAAUAAGAAACUCGCGCGUAAAAACAAAUGCACAGCACCAGUUAAAAAUGGUGCUUAAACUAAAAAAACAGCAUAGCGAGGUUAGUAAGAUCAGGGAAGAAGGAGGCGGGAAUCGGCCGACAUUCAUGGAUGAGGGUGAGGAGGUCCGGUUCCCAAAACGCACUGUCAUCCAGUCCUGUACCUGCUGGGUGAAGUCCUCCGCGAUGUCUGGCGGCGGCGGCGGCGCUGGAGAGCCCUCAGUGGACGGCUCGAUACUCUUCCACCGCCUGGUGGCCGCAAGGAGACGGCUCUUCUGUGUUUGGGCAGCCGGCAGGAGUCCCCCAUUCCAUGUGACAGGCUCCGGCCUCAGCGAACGGUGGUGGCUCCUCCGCUCCCUCGCGGACUGCAGCUAGCCGCCCCUCCACUCCCCAGGCGGUUGGCAGCGAAUUCAGCCGUCCCCUGGCAACUCACUCCAGCCCGCUGCCUCGAGCCUCCAUGGCGACAGACUUGCUCAGCCACGCUCGAUGGCACUGCGGAUUCACCACAGAGGCGAGGACUCUAUGACAGUGCGUUCCUCCUUCCUCCCGGCCUCGCCCUUAAAUUUUAAUAAAACAUUACAAUUGGUUAAGCAUUGUUGUCAGUGUUCCUGAUUUC